Molecule: messenger RNA, 1277 nt
Organism: Lingula anatina
Lineage: Eukaryota; Metazoa; Brachiopoda; Lingulata; Lingulida; Lingulidae
Product: ribosome-recycling factor, mitochondrial-like
Biological process (GO): translation
Cellular component (GO): mitochondrion
Molecular function (GO): ribosomal large subunit binding
Source: RefSeq, a predicted model, not a curated record
UUAGUGACGUUAUAAACAUUAAGCACAAAAACAGUGACGUUUUAUACAUCCAUGUGUUCGUUAGGGGCUUUGCCGCAAUGAUAACGUUGAUGUAAACAAGGUUUUUCUAUCAUUUUCAUUUGAGUAGCAGGAAUAUAGAAACACAUCAUGGCUUCACGUGCACUGUCUCAUGUCCUUCAGAACAUCAGAGUAAAAAGAUCAAUGACAAAGCCUUUCCCUCAGCUAGACUGUAGCAUCUGUCAACCUAGGGCUCACAUUUACUUGUACAACACUUGUUUUGAAAGGUCCUUGGAAAACGGCUCCAUGACAGCAACAUUUCAGUUGAACCAUGUGAGACAUUAUGCCAAGAAAGCUAAGGGUAAAGGCAACACUUUUCCAAGGCCAGAAACUAAAUUGACACAGGAAGAAUUGAAUGCCCUGUUUUCUUAUGAUGAAAUGAUUGAAAAAAUGAGUAAAGCAAAAGACAAUUUGAAACAGUUUUAUUUUAAGGAUCUGCGAGUACGAACUUCUUCAGGUGCUCUAACUGAGAUUGACGUAUCCACUAGUGAUGGAACAUUUCCAUUAAAUCAAAUAGCCAAGGUCGUACAGAAAUCUCCCCAACUUGUGGUGGUUGAUGCCACAACAUCUCCUCAGUACAUAAAGAACAUUUCUGAUGCACUGUUCAACUGCAAUAUGGGCCUGAAUCCACAACAAGAGGGGCUUACUUUAUAUAUACCUAUUCCAAAAGUUACAAAGGAACACAGAGAAAAGCUGGUCAAGUCCUCGAAGACCAAAGCUAAUGAAGCAAAGAAAAUGGUCGAAGAUGUCAAGAUAAAAUAUCAAAGCAUUCUGAAGAAAAAACAUGAACACAUUUCUAAAGACACCAUAAAAUUACUAGACACAAUAGUUCAGACGAAUGCAAAUAGGGUAAAGACUGAAAUUGAUGAAAUUCAAAAAGCAAAGGAAAAAGACCUAUUGCCUUGAAAUUAUAUGGACACACAUUUCAUGCAUGGAUAUAAGUUAUAUUGUAAUGUUACUGCCAUCAGCAUUCUGACAUUAAGUCACUUGGUAUGUGUUGACACGAUGCCAAGAAAAUCAACAACAAAUGGUCAUGUUUGAAAAUAAUUGGAUUAAAUUUAUUUUCUACUAGUCUUUCAUGCAUUUCAACAAUUUAUACUUGAAAUGAGAAAAAAAAAACCCAUCUGACCAUUUUAAUGCAGUUUACAUGCCAGUUUAUAAAAUGGUAACUGUAAUUUGCUACACAAUACAAUUAUAUAUAUAUAUAUAUAUAUAUAUAU